AUGAGCUUUACACAAUCCAUAUCGCGGUGGACUUCCGUUAUCCUCCUGCUGUGCUUAGGCCUGGCGCAAGCUCACACCGUCAUCACCUACCCCGGCUAUCGAGGAAACAACCUCCACACCAACGGUACCGUUGAGCAAGCUGACGGUCUCGGUGUUGCCUACGAUGCUAAGAAUGGCUCUUUAAUCUACCCAUAUGGCAUGGAGUGGAUUUAUCCCUGUGGUGGCAUGCCCAGGUCGACCAACCGAACCAAGUGGCCCGUCAGCGGUGGUGCUCUUGCCUUCCAGCCAGGCUGGUUCCCUGGCCACGCCACUGCCCUUAUCUAUGUCAAUCUCGGCUUUGGCGAAAUCCCCGCCAACAUGAGCCACCCGGUCGUCUCGCCCUUCCAGAUCGUCGGCCCUACCAACAACCCUUACCCCGGUACCGUGUGUCUGCCCCAGGUUCCUCUGCCAGCCAAUAUUAGCGUUAGCCCAGGUGACUACGCGACAAUUCAGCUGGUCGAGACCGCCAAGCACGGUGCUGCGCUAUUCAAUUGCGUGGACAUUGAGUUCGCAGAAGAUGGUGAUCCAUCUGUUGAGACGGUCACUCGCGACAAUUGUUUCAAUUCGUCGGCUAUCACCUUCGAGUACAUGUACACCACCAGUUCUAUUGGUUCGGGUGCGGCGAUGCUACAGCCCCCGAAACUGUCGGCUGCGGCUGUCGUGUCACUGUUGCUAGCUGUCGCCUUCGGCCUGUACAUACCACUGUGUCCUAUUGCUCAGUCAGAUGACGGUAUCGCAAUUCUUGGUCUGUAUUAG
Penicillium vulpinum is the source of this 795-nucleotide messenger RNA. RefSeq names its product copper acquisition factor BIM1-like domain-containing protein. The record is from RefSeq and is a predicted model, not a curated record. Lineage: Eukaryota; Fungi; Ascomycota; Eurotiomycetes; Eurotiales; Aspergillaceae. The transcript has 4 exons. Bases 1 to 795 code for a protein of 264 amino acids.